Messenger RNA from Mesorhabditis belari, 1878 nucleotides. The record is from the annotation of a GenBank genome assembly. Lineage: Eukaryota; Metazoa; Nematoda; Chromadorea; Rhabditida; Rhabditidae.
AUGAUCAAACGGACCGACCAUCGUGACGGACAUAAAGGAAAACACAAUGGAGAGAUGACUAGAGAAGAUUACAAGGAACGAGAAGUUUAUGUAGGAGUUGGUCUACCCCUAACAAAGUCCGAGGGAAGUGAUGGAAAGAAGCAACUUACAAAUGGGAUGCAGCGUGUUCAUCGAAUUCUAACCGAUGAGGAGCUGGCGCAAGGGAAGACGACCCGUUGGCAAGAGAUGGAGAUUCACGGAAGAAUUCGUAACAUCUCGCCGAGUAUGUUCAUGAAUUAUCAGCACAUCACGGCGCUUUUCAUGAAUGGGAAUCAACUUACAAGAAUACCAGCAGAAAUUUGUCAUCUUUCAAAUCUGACGAUGCUCGAUUUGUCACACAACAAACUUAAAUCGUUGCCGGCUGAACUUGGUGAUAUGAUUUCCCUUUGUUCACUUUAUCUAAACAACAACCAACUUCGUGUACUGCCUUUUGAGCUGGGGAAACUUUUUCGCUUGCACACAUUGGGACUUACGGGCAAUCCUCUUUCGCCAGAAAUCAACAAGAUAUACCAUGAAACGAAUGGACAACAAAAAUUGCUUCAAUUUCUUCUGGAUCACUUAGCGAUAAACACUGUCCCGCCACCAGAAAGAAACUGGGUAAUGAUUAGACACGCCGAUCCGGAUCGUCCAAUAGCCACGUUUACUGUGCUGUGCUACAAUGUUCUCUGCGAUAAAUAUGCUACGGCCACAGCGUACAGCUAUUGUCCAUCAUGGGCCCUUAACUGGGAAUAUCGUAAGAAUGCUAUCAUGAAGGAAAUUCGGAACUAUGAAGCUGACAUUGUUACUUUGCAAGAAGUCGAGACUGAGCAAUUCAAACUGUUGUUCAAUCCAGAAUUGAAAGCACUGGGAUAUGCUUCCGUAUUCUCCCCAAAAAGUCGUGCGAAAACAAUGAACGAUGAAGAAAAGAAAUAUGUUGACGGAUGUGCAAUCUUUUGGAAAUCUGACAAAUUUGAAUUGGAGCGAGAUUGGCUUAUUGAGUUUACCCAAGUGGCAAUGCGUGUCAGUGCUGAACGAGUGACGCAAGUGCCUGUUCAAAAAGCUCAAAGCUCUGAGCAUAUGCUAAAUCGAGUGAUGCCACGAGACAAUAUUGCCCUCUGUGCAGUUCUUCGUGUGAAAGACAAUGUUUACAACAAUCGUCGCCUUUCGAUGUCUCCUGGAGAAUCAGUUGUCGGAUGUCCCCUUGUUGUUUGUACUGCUCAUAUUCAUUGGGAUCCGGAAUUCUGCGACGUAAAAUUGGUACAAUCAAUUAUGCUUACGUCGGAAUUGAAUCGUCUCCUCCAAGAGGUGUCCGAAAAAUUCCGCAUGCAUGCGAACCAGAUUCCUGUAUUGAUUUGUGGAGAUCUUAACUCCCUGCCAGAUUCAGGUGUUUUCGAGUUCCUUUCAAAAGGUCACAUCUCUCGGAAUCACUCAGAUUUGAAACAAUUCAAAGAGGAUCCUAUUCUCGAAAAGUUCUCAAUUUCGGCUGACUCUACGGUUUAUGGACAUACAUUGCGACUUGAUUCAUCGGUUGAUACCUCUUCGGUGCCUUUCACGAACUACACGCUGGAUUUCAAAGGAGUGAUUGAUUACAUUUUCUCAACACCUCAAUCUUUGGCACGUCUUGGAGUACUUGGACCGUUUGAUAUGCCAUGGAUACAGCAAAACAAGAUCAUUGGCUUCCCACAUCCACAUGUUCCUUCGGAUCAUAUCCCAAUAAUGGCACAAUAUGCAAUCAUUCCCUCUUCACAUCAGCAACAACAUCCAAACAACUCAAAGGUUAAUACGGUCAAUCAUCUUGGAUUAAAUAACAACUCUGCUUCAUAUGGAUCACAUGGCUUUGGACAACUAAAUUUUGGACGA